AUCGUUUCGGAAAUCAUCCACCACACGGCGCUAGGCUCCCACGUUUCGCUCAUACAGUCACGCAUGCGCGCUAAGUCGAACGCGCUCCACUCUUCCAAGCUUUUCGAUCCAAGCCGUGCUGUGAUGUCGCACGAUGCUACUUGUUAGUUACUGGACAACUGCUAGAAUGCACGAUUUUCCAUAACAUAUAAGAACAUCGCAAAAUUCCGACGCCCAGAAUGAACUUCGGGAAGAUCAGCGUCCGCGUGGCGGUCGUCGUCGCUGCGAUCGCAUCUCCUGCGUGGAGUAGCGGCACGCCCAAAGUCCACAGUUUCGGAUUUCCGCCGGAUUUAAUUUUGGGUGAUGAAACCGGUGCUCAUUGCGUCGUGAGAAAAGACGCUACUGGGUCCGUUUCAAUCCUGUGGCGUAAAGACGGCGUGGAAAUGAAAUCCAACGGUCGAAUAACUGUGUCCAUGCCGACAACGAGCAGCUCGACGCUAACGAUACGACGGAUCGAGCCUGGAGACAUCGGAAACUACACCUGCAUCGCCAGUAGUGUCCAGGGGUCAAGUGAGGUCACAGUUCCUCUCACAGUCACAGCUGCCCCGGUGUGGUCGGCGGAGCCCGCCGAUGCCGAAGCCAUCCAAGGGAAGGACCUGUACCUGCCCUGCGGAGCGGUGGGUUACCCCAAGCCCAGCACCGCCUGGAAGAUGCAGCUGACGGGGUCCCGCGAGUUCAUCCCACUGCACACGAUGGGUCGCCAGAGGAUCCAUGACAACGGCACCCUGGUCAUCGAGGCCGUCGAGGCGGCAGACGCCGGCGUGUACCGCUGCGAGGUGGCCAACGGCAUCGAGCCAUCCCUCGGCAAGACGUUCUCCGUCUCCGUGCACGUACCGCCGGCAAUCGCCAAGGGGUCCAAUGAGGUCUCCGUCAAGCGCGGAGACAUAGCCAAGAUCGCCUGUGACGUCACUGGCGAGCACCCUCUAUUGGUCACCUGGGAGAAAGACGGUGCACCUCUGGUGCCAUCUGUCGACAGGUACGAGACGCACGAGGACGUGACCCCGACGGGAGUCCAGUCCGUGCUGGUCAUCCACAACACGAUCAAGAAGGACGCUUCCCAGUACGUCUGCAUCGCCAAGAACGACUACGGGAAGACCAGGGACGUCUUCAGACUCGUCGUUCUGGAACCCCCGGAGAGUCCCUCGAACGUGGUGGUGACCGAACGAGGCAGCCGGUACGUCCAGCUCAAGUGGACCCAGUCAAGCAAGGCGGUCACGCGGUACCUCGUCCGGUACUGGAGAAAGUCCAGCAAGGGCAGCGUGCUCCAGGAACGCGAGGUGGACGGUCUCCGACCCAACCUGAUGGUGAGCCAGCUUCACCCCGGCACCGAGUACGCCGCGGUCGUGCUCGCUGAAAACUCGGUCGGCUUCGGCGAACCUUCGGACCCGGUCCACUUCACCACUGCCUCCGAAGAGCCCGGAGCGCCGCCCAUGAACGUCAAGUGCGAACCGAUCGACACGAAGACUGUCAAGGUCACGUGGGAGGCCCCGCCGACGGACAAGCAGAACGGCGACCUGCGGGGCUACUACAUCAGCUACAAGCUGGAGGGCACCCCGUUCAGCCACGAGACCGUGAACCGCAACUCGAAGCACAAGCUGUUCGGGGGACUCCAGGCGGCCUCCGUCUACACCUUCUCGGUCAAGGCUUUCAACGACGUCGACUCCGGACCGGCCUCCGAAGAAGUGUCCUGCGCCACCCUCAACGGGGAUCCACCGUCAAUUCCUAGCGUCAGGGUGACGGGUAUCACGUCGUCCUCCGUCAGUCUCAACUGGAACACACCGGCCAACACCAUGUCGCCCGUGAUUCAGUACCUGGUGCAGUACGGCAGCGACGACGAAGAGAAGUCCGACCUCCACCUGCCGGGCAACAAGGACACGGUGACCCUCCGCGACCUGAGAAGCGGCACCCGAUACAACUUCCGGCUGGCCGCCUACAACAUGUACGGCAGGGGAGACUUCUCGCACAACCUGCCCGCCGUCACGCACCUCUCAGACGGCCGGUCUCUUCAGACGACGACGGAGAGCGAGGUGCCCUUCUACUACCGGACCUACUUCGUGGUGCCCGUGGCAGCGUCCUUCACGGUAAUCAUCACAGCCGUCGUGAUCGCCUGGGCCUGUCUCAAGCGAGCCACCAUCAUCCAAAAGAACGCAUACCGCAAAGUGUACGGUAUUGAGUACUAUGGCGACUGUAAGCUCCCGCCAGGUACCCCGCUGGUGAGUCAGUACGCGAGAGGCUCGUACGCGCCUACCAUGGAACACCCGAGGAACAGCCAGGGCACCGAAGAAGCCUACGACGUCCCCUGGGACGGACCUCCGACCAGGACUGGCAUGAUCAACGACGGCAUCGGCAGUUACGCUAGGCUCAAGACGCAGGGAAAGCGAAACAUCGUGUAAAGCGGACACGUGUACCUUCCGUCGGACAAGAUGGAAGCCUCAUUCCAGUGCUACGACGCUCGCCUGGAACCGCUCCUGAUCUUCGCGAAUCGUCGAGACGGCACCUGGAACAGAAGACGACAACCCUCGUCAAUCUACCUUGCGAGACCGGCUCCGACUUGCGAGCGAGAUCUCUUCCAAGUAUAUGUCGCGCCCUCUAUCGACGGCUACAUCAAGUGAUCCACGUCAACGCUGGCGGUGACGAUGUUCGCGCUUUUUGUUCGCGUCGACAGAGGGCGCUUCUGUCACCGUCGAUGAACUGGACUUUCCUAAUAUCUCGGCGAGAUCAGGAACGGUUGGUGCCAUGAUCGGUGAAUGCAUGAUGUGUGUGUACCUGCUCAAGAGUGCAGCGAAACUGAAGAAGGCCUCUACUUUGUGAAUACUGCGGGACCAUGCGAAGAUGAAUACCUCUGCAAUCGCGCCGCUUUCAAGUUCGUCUGACCAGAAUGUUCUCCCGACUGACCUACUUAACUAAGUGACUGUGAAUGUGGAUCUAAACUGUCUGUAAGGAUAAUCAUCGGAUUCCUACACGCUUACCUUUUUUAGCUCAGUCAUAAUAUCGAUAGUUCUGCUGCGUAUUAGUAGAGUGCCGUCUUUCGCGGGGCAUGCCAUAGUGCGUGCAACAUUAAAUGGCGGAACCAUAUGAGAACAUGACACUUUCCUGGAAGAUUAAUUUCAAGACAUCUACGUAUGGCGGAUGAUGUUCCAUAAGUGGGAUAUCCCGUUCACGUCUUUUGCACGUUCAUAGAUUAUGGAUUGUUCUCAGUAAAGUUUACGGAUAUUUCUCUAUUUCGCAAAUUAAGUUACCGAUUUUUUUUCCCCUCGGACAAUUUGAGUGUUGUGAUGACAAUAGAUGUCGCCCCUGCGAUUAGACUUACGACCUUAACAGGAAACCGCGUUGCGAUAUAAUUGUUGCUUAUACUACAGCUUUCAAUGUGAAACAGGAUAAAUGGUCUGGUUGGUUUUUUUUUUUUUUUUUUCCGUUCCCACUUAUCGUUCUCGGACAGUGAGUUUUAAGUAAAAGAACACCGAUGGAGAUUAUGAAGAUAUAUUCCGUUUUAUACUAUAAUCAAUAUAAAAGGUAUGCGCAUCUAAGAAGAACAAUUUUUUGCAAGCUAGUCGUGCAUGAACUGCGGCGGUCGAACAAAGGGCAUCUACACGCAAAACCACCUUAUGUGAAAGGAUAGCCGUCGUACAAAUGCUUAGAUAGGUUAGUGAUACUAUUGUGAAUCUCGUUCAUGUAUUGUCAGUUUUAGUUGCAUCCUUCGAAUCUCGUGCGGUGUGAUUGUGCAUUUUGUGUGUGAAAUAAAGAUUUGAAAUGAAGUC
Molecule: messenger RNA, 3797 nt
Organism: Ixodes scapularis (black-legged tick)
Lineage: Eukaryota; Metazoa; Arthropoda; Arachnida; Ixodida; Ixodidae
Product: Down syndrome cell adhesion molecule homolog
Exons: 16
Coding region: 219-2432 (737 amino acids)
Biological process (GO): cell-cell adhesion; axon guidance
Cellular component (GO): plasma membrane; axon
Molecular function (GO): protein binding
Source: RefSeq, a predicted model, not a curated record